UCGUGUUGGAGGCGCGAGCAAUAACAAAAUCGCAGUUGAUAAAAAAAAAAACAACAAGAAGGUCCUGUCAGCGCGAUGCCGUCAACAUGUGCUGCUUAUGGGUGUACUUCUCGAGGUGUGCCCGGCAGCAACAUCCAUUUCUUCCGCUUCCCAUCGGUGAAACGUGAUCGCCAGCGCCGUGAAGCAUGGAUCAGGGCUGUGAGGCGCCAAAAUGAAGACGGCAGCCCCUGGGAGCCUUCAGGUUCGGCAAGGCUGUGUGAAAAACACUUCGUGAAAGGAUCGCCAUCCAACUCGCCCAGGCACCCUGAUUACGUGCCUUCUCUGUUUGUUUACACCGAUGAGUUCAAGAAAAAGGACGCUUUUCAUCGCUAUGUACGCACGGCAGCGCGUAUGAAACAACACAGUGAGCACCGACGAGCUGUUUCAGAGAAGCAGGCAGACCUAAAACAGGACUCAAUGGCAAAUGAGACGUCUUCAAAGUGUGAUGAAGACUCUGUGGAGAUGGAACAGACGGACAUGUCAGAUUCCGAGAGCACAGCAGGCAAGCACUUGUCAUACAUAAACCAUCUAAAACGUUGCAUGAUGCACAAUAGUCAAUGA
This is a messenger RNA of Dermacentor silvarum, 600 nucleotides long. RefSeq names its product THAP domain-containing protein 1-like. Bases 76 to 600 code for a protein of 174 amino acids. Gene Ontology annotation, molecular function: sequence-specific DNA binding. The record is from RefSeq and is a predicted model, not a curated record. Lineage: Eukaryota; Metazoa; Arthropoda; Arachnida; Ixodida; Ixodidae. The transcript is spliced from 4 exons.